CUCUCAACUCUAUAGUCUGUGAGUGUGACCAACACCAAAGCCACCUGUUUCUCCCCCUUCACAAACAGCCCCCACCAACAACAUCACCAUUCACCAGCAGCAACAACAAUUACAAUUACAUUAACCACAUUUAAUUAAAACCCCCCCUUUUUUAUUUUUUAUUUUUAAUUUCUAACAUUUUUCUUCCUCCAAAAACCCUAGAAUCUUUUCUUCACUCUCCCCCUCCUUUUUCUCUCUAACUUAAAAUUCCUUUUUUUCUGAUCAUCAUCAUCAUCAACAUCAUCAACCAUCUUCUCCUUAAAAUGGCUCAUUGUCUCUUUUUAUUGUAAUCUAAUUCCUUUGAUUUUUCAAGAAUAAAAUAGAGGAAAAAAGGAAUCCAACCUCCUCUAUCUCUAACACAAUUUUUUUUUUUUCGGGGGUGUAAUUUUUUGUUGUUGUUGAAUUUGUAAUUUCUUCAAUACCCUUUUCGAAUUAUCAUCUAAUUUUAUCUGGGGUUUUGUUAAUUUGCAAUUUUAAUGGCUGCUGUUGCACAAAAUGUUGUGAAUUCUGAUGAUCAGUUCACUAAAAAUUGCAACUCACCUACCCAGAACUCUGAGACUGACACUAAUAAGAGUUCUUCUGAUUCGAAAUCCGAAUUUCAGAAGAAUAUUAACGAGCUUGCCGACAUUUUAUCAAAGUUGAAUCCUUUGGCUGAGGAAUUUAUCCCCUCUUCUUUUCGUCUGAAGAAUGAUCAGUCGGUUCAGAACAAUUUUUCGAAGAUUUCGGGCAAUGAUAAUUUCCCGAAUAAUCGCAGGAGGAGGAAUAACUUUAACCAAGGUAGGAGACGGAUGAAUGGAAGAUCAUUCCGGGCUCAACGAGAAGAAAGUAUUAGGCGCACAGUAUAUGUAUCUGACAUUGACCAGCAUGUCACUGAGGAGCGAUUAGCUGCAUUGUUUAGUAGUUGUGGACAGCAGGUUGUUGACUGCCGAAUUUGCGGUGACCCGCAUUCGGUUCUUCGUUUUGCUUUUGUAGAGUUUGCUGAUGAGCAUGGUGCUAGAGCUGCUUUAAGUCUAGGUGGAACAAUGCUGGGAUUCUAUCCUGUCAGGGUCUUGCCUUCAAAAACUGCUAUACUCCCUGUGAAUCCUACAUUUCUUCCUAGGUCUGAAGAUGAGAGAGAAAUGUGUGCGAGAACCGUCUAUUGUACAAAUAUUGAUAAAAAGGUUUCUCAGUUGGAUGUGAAGAAUUACUUUGAAAGUGCUUGUGGUGAGGUUUCCCGUUUGAGGCUUUUGGGGGACAAUGUGCAUUCGACUCGUAUUGCUUUUGUCGAAUUCACAAUCGCUGAAAGUGCUAUCAUGGCCUUGAACUGUAGUGGGAUGGUUUUAGGUACUCAGCCCAUCAGGGUGAGUCCUUCAAAGACACCAGUGAGGCCACGACUAGCUCGACCAGGACCAAACUGAGUUGGUAUCGAAAUCCACGAUUCGUGGAUUGAGGCGUAUAUGUAGUAAAAUGCAAUCAGGAAAAGACCACCUUGGUUGAAGGGAUGGUGAAACAACUUUAAAGAAUUUCCCUUCUUUGUUCCUUUAACAAUAGUCAUCCUGCUUCCCAUGAGGUUCAAACAUACAUACAUAUAGGACCCUUCUUUGCUUCAAUUGAAGUUUUUACAGGACCCUCUCUAGACUCUUUAAUAGUAUUUUAUUGCUUUUCUUAACCCAUAUUUAUAUGUGGUUCUUGGCAAUAUCUUGUUGAAA
Messenger RNA from Spinacia oleracea (spinach), 1727 nucleotides. Its product is annotated as polyadenylate-binding protein-interacting protein 9. Gene Ontology annotation, molecular function: RNA binding. Lineage: Eukaryota; Viridiplantae; Streptophyta; Magnoliopsida; Caryophyllales; Amaranthaceae. The transcript is spliced from 10 exons. The record is from RefSeq and is a predicted model, not a curated record. Bases 516 to 1436 code for a protein of 306 amino acids.